UUCAAUGGAUGCAUUUGCUCUCAGGAAUCUUUCAUAGCACAUUAUGUCCACCCCGCUGAGGUGAUGUUUGGCCAAGAAAAAGCAGAACUCUUAUGAAAGUGAGAACACGUGGUUCUGUAGCCAAACUAGUCGUUCUUAUAAAAUACAUCUUUUAGUCUAAAUAGUGUUUUUCCUUGUGCUAUUCUGCGUAUUCUUGAUAGUGUUUCCAGUCUAACUUAAUCAGGUGUCACUAAGCAGCUUUGUCACGUGUCCACAAGACUGCAGUUGGCACGCAGCGUCUUCUCCCAUGUAAUGUUAAUGAUUUACGUUUACAACUGUGGGACAGUAAUAGGCAGUGAUGCACUAGCCAAAGGUCUCAUCUAUUACAUAUCGUCCUCUUAUUUGAAGAACAACACUUGUGGGAAUUGGGUUGAGGAAAGACUGGACACGACAGACAUAGGAAAAAUGGGGAAAACUGUAUUCCUCCUUUUUGGCUUCAUUGCUUCCUUUUACUGUCAGUUUGUGCCUGUCAUUGACAUGUCAAUGCAAAAAGUGCAAGAAGAUAUUCCAGUAGGUGAAUUUGCAUUCCAAAUCAUAGCAUAUGAUCUAGACAAUGACCCUUUACAAUAUUACAUCCAGGGAUCAAAUGCUAUUUAUUUUGAUGUCAACAAACAGAAUGGUGAAGUCAGAAUCAAGAACCAGUUGGACAGAGAGACAAAUGAGCUCUUUCCUGUAGUGAUUGCAGUAAAUGAUGGUGUUCAUCCCUCAAAUGUGACAAAAAGUGUUUACAUUGCUGUCGAUGAUGCUAAUGACAAUGCACCAAUAUUCCUUAAUAUUCCCUACAACAGGGAAGUUCCAGAGAAUACACCUGUGGGCACAACUAUUUUUACAGCAACGGCAACAGAUGCUGAUUUGCCCCCCGCUUCUACUGUGACCUAUAAAAUCGAUGAAGUCGUACCAAAUGAUGGGUAUGAAUUAUUUUCCAUCUCUGGACCUAAUGGACACGUUGUUCUUGAGGGACCUUUGAACUUUACUGAAAAAAGUCCUUUCUAUCAGAUACGAGUCAAUGCAACGGAUGGUGGUGGGCUGUUGGGUGGUGUAAUAGUGAAUCAGUCAACUGAGGUGACUGCGUUCAUCACAAUUAAAGAUGUGCCAGACAUGGACCCACAGUUUUUGAAUUUACCUAACAUGGUCACCAUUUAUGAAAACUCUCCUGUGGAUACAUCAGUCUUUACCGUGAAAGCCAGAGAUCCGGAUACGGGAAUCAAUGACCCCAUCCGAUACAGCAUUGAACCUACUAAUCCACCAGACCUAUUCCAGAUCAUAGAGAAGGACGGUAAAAUAACAGUUCAAUCUGAAUUUGACCGUGAGGCUUUGCUGGAUAUCGUUGGAUCUGCUGUUGUCGAAUUGAAAAUAAAGGCAAGUGAGACAAACCCUAAUGUGAAUGGAGUCAUUGCCAGCACGGUACAAACUCUGCAGAUCACUAUCGGAGAUGUGAAUGACAACGGACCAGAUUUUUAUGAAUGUGAAGGAGAUACAUGCACAAAGAAAAACAGUUUCACAGGAAACGUUGAUGAACAUUCAUCUGUAGGAGUGGCUGUCGCUGCUCUGAACAUUAGAGUCAAAGAUCCAGACCAGGGUGAAAACAGUAAAUUCGUGCUCCAUCUCGACGGACCAGAUAAGGAUGCCUUCUCUGUAACUCCCAGCUCCGGGGUGGGAGACAGUAGUGUACAAGUGACGAUAAAAGAUUCAAACACCGUUGAUUUCGAGAUCAAGAGGACAAUGUCUGUGCAGAUAAUUGCUAAAGAUGCCAAUGCGGACUUAACCGUUUCAGCUUCUGUCACUAUUAACAUCAACGACAUGAACGACAACAUCCCUGAAUUUGAGAAGGAAUUUUACAUCUUCUCUGUUGAUGAACACUGUAAAAAUGGCACUAUUGUGGAUACUAUUACAGCAACCGAUGCAGAUGAAUUGGAUGACGGCAAGAUCACUUACAAACUGGUGCCGAACAGCAUCCUGACGCGGUUUGACGUCUUUGAGAACAAUGGAACUAUCUACGUUAAAAAUGGAGAGCUUCUUGAUCGGGAAGGCACCAGUUCCUACACGGCAACCCUGCAGGCCAUCGAUUCAGUAGGAAAGAUUGGUACCACUGUUUUGGAAAUCAACCUUCGUGAUAUAAAUGAUCAGACACCUGUGAUGAACAGAGAUGUUUAUGACGCUUUUGUACAAGAAGACCAAAAUUUGAAGCUUGUAAUCCAGGCUCGAGAUGGAGAUGAACCAGAAACUCCAAAUAGCAAAAUCCAGUAUCACAUUGAGGACAGUUUGUUCAGUAGCAACUUCACCAUAGGCCUGUAUGAUGGUGUGCUUGAGAACAAUGGUCUAUUGGACCGUGAGGCCAUCGACCCUCAGCUGAAUGGUGUGAUUGAGUUAAAGGUGAUCGCUUUAGACAUGGGCAAGCCGCCCAAGAACUCAUCAGCCAUGGUCUUUAUCAACGUCGGGGACGUCAAUGACAAUUCUCCAGUCUAUUUGCAUUCAACUUACACAUUCAAGGUGAAGGAAAGUGAAGGAGGUAUAUUAGUUGGCUCUGUCCUGGCUCACGACGUUGACCAAACUGACUUUAACAACCGUAUCUUCUUCACCAUCGACAAUUCUUUUGGAAGUUUCAUAAUACUUUCUGAGCCCUAUAGCGAAGGCUACAGAGGAAAUCUGACCGUGGAUCCCGUCUUUGUGCUGGACUAUGAAAGUGGGAUCAAGACCUACCAUCUGAAGGUCGUGGCAUCAGACUUGGGUGAGAAAACGGCUGUGACCACAGUAGAAGUGGUGGUUGAGGAUGUGAACGACACUCCUCCUGUGUUUCAAGCUGGUUUAACACUGAACGUUAAAGAGAACACCAGCUUGCCGGGUCCUCUGGGCACAAUAAAAGGCAGUGAUGUGGACACCGAGCACCUUCUUGAAUACAUGCUUGUUUCUGCUGAAUGCCAUUGCAGUGGCAUCAGAGAGCCAUGUCCGGAGGAAUGGUUUAGUGUUGAGCUUAACGGAAAUGUUGUCGGUAAUUCCGGUUCCACAUCGGUGGUGAUUGACUAUGAGAAAUGUGAUAAGGCGUUCUUGACGGCCAAGGUGGUAGAUGUUAAAACUGAGAAAGGGAAAAACAGCACUGAAGGGGUUGUCACUAUUAAUAUUGAGGAUAUCAAUGACAAUGCCCCAGAGUUCAUCAUAAUGCAGGAAUUCUAUGUUGUGCUUCUUGAAAGAGUUGAGAAGGAUUCAUCUGUCGGCAAAGUUUACGCUUACGACAGAGACACAGGAGAGAACAGAAAAAUUAACUUUAAAGUUAUUAAGGUGGAAUUUGUCAGCAGUGAGGGAACUCUCCCACAAGAUUUGUUUUUAUACACCGACUCUAACGCUCAGGAAGAUCCCGAUGGAAGGUUCUUGGCAGAUAUACGCUCACAGAAACAGAUGGCCUCGGAUCAGAGAGGGAAGUUUAUGGUGGAAGUUCAAGCCUUUAAUCCUGACGGUCUCAGCUCCACUUCUGUGGUUGAACUUCUCACAAUUGACUCAUCCUACAAAGUGAGCCUCAGAUUUAGGUCGCCUGUGUCCGAAGUUAAUGAGAAUUUGCCACAGAUCAGACAGAUUCUGACAUCGGUUACAAGAGCAACAGUUAACAUCUUUAAUGUGGCUAGUGAGACGACAACUCAACGUGCUGAAGAGGUGACUGUUUUGGAGGCGUAUUUCGUGUUCUCAAACGGCUCAGCUCUGGACUACAAUGAAGUGAACAGAAUUCUGAAUUCAGAAGAGGUCUACAUGGAGUAUGGAGUCAUUCUGACUCAGCUUGGAUUCACUGGAAUUUCGACGACCACUGAAGGUCAAAAAGAGGUGAAGACUGAAGUUUUCAUCAUGAUUGGAUUGAUGGCGGCUCUGGCGAUCAUUCUGGUUGUAACAACCACAUCUCUAGUGUGCAUUAGAAGAAACUACAAGAGGAAACUCAAGGCUUGCAAAGCAAUGAACUCCGCGGCUGCGGUGGUGAUAGAGAACCAGAAGAGCGGACCUGUGGUGCCUGGAACCAACAAAUACACCAGAGAAGGAGCAAACCCAGUGCUGAAUAUGAAUAUUGACACAGCCACAGACCUUGGUUUUGAUGAGGAUAGAUCCAGCGCUGAUAGAGACAGCCUUAAUUCCCUGGACUACAACAUUGAUAUGGCCAUGAUAGAGAAGGAUACAAUGCCAAUGAUGAUAAUUGAGGAAGAGGAGGAGGAAGGUAUUGGAUCACCAUACAUUGAGCCUCUGGGUGCUGCUUUGGCCCAGCGGGAGAAAAAGAGAGGAGGCGAGAGUCCCACCGUCACUUUUGAAAACCCCUCUAUGAACACCACUGACCUCUAACAUCCCGCACCUGUCCUCCACUUAUCCGACCUAUUCUCUUUUUUAAUAGUCAUCCCUGGCAUAAAAAAAGAGUUUACAUACUCAGCCUAACCUUAGUACACAGGUUGUGAGACCUUUCGAGUUGCCCCGUGG
Molecule: messenger RNA, 4485 nt
Organism: Triplophysa rosa
Lineage: Eukaryota; Metazoa; Chordata; Actinopteri; Cypriniformes; Nemacheilidae
Gene: cdhr2
Product: cadherin related family member 2
Exons: 32
Coding region: 292-4353 (1353 amino acids)
Biological process (GO): homophilic cell-cell adhesion
Cellular component (GO): catenin complex; cell-cell junction; plasma membrane
Molecular function (GO): cadherin binding; calcium ion binding
Source: RefSeq, a predicted model, not a curated record